This is a messenger RNA of Mesorhabditis belari, 471 nucleotides long. Lineage: Eukaryota; Metazoa; Nematoda; Chromadorea; Rhabditida; Rhabditidae. The record is from the annotation of a GenBank genome assembly.
AUGUCUGACGGAAAAGUGUAUGUGGGCGGACUUCCGCACGAUGCAACUUCUCAAGAGAUUGAGGACGCUUUCUAUCGCUAUGGCCGCAUCAGAAAAGUUUGGGUGGCGCGUCGCCCGCCGGGUUUCGCUUUUGUUGAGUUCGAGGAUCUUCGUGAUGCCGAGGACGCGGUUAGGGCAAUGGAUGGAGCUCGAAUCUGCGGUGUGCGUGCCCGUGUCGAGCUCUCACAUGGUCGUGGACGUCCCGGCGGCGGUGGUGGUGGUGGUGGUGGUGGUGGAGGUGGACGACGAGAUGGAGGACGAGAUGGAGGACGAGAUCAUGGAUCGUCUCGUCGCAGAUCUCGUACUCGCUCUCGUUCUCCACGUCGAUCACGCAGUCGUUCACGCACUCGUAGCCGCUCUCCACCACCAAAGAAAGGAGGAUCGCCACCGGAGCGUCGCAGCAACUCUCGCUCUCGUUCUCGCUCACAUAGC